UGGAGGGGCCGGGGAGGCUUCUUCCCGGGGCUGGGGUGCAGGACUUGAGCAGGAACUCACUGCCCGCUUCCUCUUGGCGCCAGCUGUGUGCGAUCCCCAGGUCUCCCCCAUCUUCCCAGGGGGGCGUUGAGCACACACUGAGAACCAGGCUGGAGACGGAUGCUGAGAACGGGAACGGUGUGUGAGGAGUCCUCGCCCUUGCUUCUGACUGUUGCCGGUACCAGGAGCCCAGGCCAUAGGAACGGUGACCAUGGAGGCCCUCCCCAAGGCCCUGGAGGUCGAAGAGAAGUCUCCCGAGUCCAAGGACCUUUUGCCCAGCCAGACGGCCAGCUCCCUGUGCAUCAGCUCCAGAAGCGAGUCCGUCUGGACCGCCACCCCUCGGAGUAACUGGGAAAUCUACCGCAAACCCAUCAUUAUCAUGUCCGUGGGUGGUGCCAUCCUCCUCUUCGGUGUGGUCAUCACCUGUUUGGCCUACACCCUGAACCUGGGCAGUAUGAGCCUCAAGGUCCUGAAGAUGGUGGGGCCUGCCUUCCUGUCUCUGGGACUCAUGAUGCUGGUGUGUGGGCUGGUCUGGGUGCCCAUUAUUAAGAAGAAACAGAAGCAGAGACAGAAGUCAGUGUUCUUCCAGAACCUCAAGUCCUUCUUCCUGAACCGCUGAUGGCAACCUUGCCCUCUGUCCUCCCCACCACCCCGACACCUUGUCCAGGAGAAGGUGUCAUGGCCAAAGUCCAACAUCUUUGGUCUCUUGGGUGGUGGAGUCUGCCAUAAAACUGAUGCAGGCAAACCUUCUUCUGGGCCCCAUGGGAAAAAGCAAGCUCAGGGCUGCACCCUCCGUGUGGCUGGGAGGCACCGCUGGAUGAUCUCAUUUAGUCUCUGUUAUGUCUGACGCUUCCCCCGAGAUCCUGGCCGCAGCCGUUGCCUUCCAUGGCUGUCACCCCGGCCUGUGCAUUCAGGUGUCACUCAUCUAAUGAACGUGCUCUGCCAAGCACUAUGCAUGUUGGGAAAUUCCUUGAGAUGGACUAUCCCCCGAGAAGAACCUCCUGCUUACACUUCUGAGUGCCUGAACUGGAUUCUGCAUUUGCUUCCUUCUAGAACCCAGACUGACCAGCAGAGGCCCUUUGCACAGAGGAGGGAAAUCCUGGCCAUCGAGCUUACCCACUCCAGCUCUUUCUGUGGGUGAGACAUUGGCUUAUAUUUCAAGAGAUCAGAUAAGUCACAAGUACCAAACAUUCCAAAGAGUGAGAAGUGAAGGGUGGCUGGGAGAAACACUUUCCAAGAAGGCACAUUCUCCCCUGGAAAUGGCUCUGGGAGUUAGUUGGAGAAGCAAUUUAACCCUCAGUUAUACAGUAUUUACACCAGAGGUGGUGGCAUGCACCAGGGGGUAUCACAGUCUCCCCUUGACCUUCUAACUCCUUCUCUGUGACUACUCUUCCGUCUGAACUGGACACUUAGCCAAGGACAAGCGCAUGUUGCCCUAACUUCCUUCUCCCCUGACCCCGGCCUCUACCCCACGAUUCUGGAACAGCCGGGUGGAAAGCCGCUGCGGAGGGCUGCAGUAAGCAUUUGCUCUGCUUCACCCCCAUCAAGAAUCACAACCCAGAGAUUCGACUCCACAGCUGAGUGUCUGGAGGUUUCCAAAGACGGUUUUUACUUCAGAAAGUCCCGACUUCUGCUCUCCCAGCCCCCACCCACCCACACACAGACAUUCAGUGAGGGCUCAGCUCGGGGCCAGGCCCCAGGAUGGAGCAAGCUAGACGGACAGCUGGUCCCUGCAUUCAUCUUCCACAUGAAGAGAAAGACACAGCCAGGCCAACAGGUGGCCAGACACGGGUGCUGAGUCCUUUCUGGGCAGUGAGGGUGGGGGAAAGAACAUGGCAGGCGGGCGGGGGGCGGUCUGCUCUAGCUGAAGGCUGUGCAGCCAACAGAACCAACAGAACUGGAGGAAAGAGGAGAACGGGCAUAGGCAGGAAGGGAAAUCAUUUGGCGGGAACAGUGUGCGGAGCUGGGGGAGGGGAGCAGGAUAUGACUGGGGCACCGUGGAGCAAGUUCCCUGGUCUGGAAUGGCCGCCCGAGCUCCUCCCUUGGCCUGCUCCUCACCCUGCCUCCUGCUUCCCCAAGUGCCUCACUGCGGCUUCUCCUCGAGGCCCUCCUGGGUCUGUGGCAGAGACUGGGUAGGGGGUUCCCCGGGGCUAACCACACAGAAAUCACCCGUGAGGUAAGUGCUCCCCAAACCAGGGGUGUCCUGCAGCAUCCAGAGGUGGCCAGACCAGGAGGGUACCUGUGGGGAAGCCAGGCUCCCACAGGCCUGUGGCCCAGUGGACAGCAUCUAAUUACCAGGGAAGGGUCACCUCAGCCUUCUGCCCCCGCCUCCACCUCGGCUCUGGACUGCGUCACUAUGGCAACCUCUCUGUAACAGGCCUCCAGGUGUUUCCAUCCUUACGGUGGUGGUUCCAUAUGCAGAGUCAGGACACCACCUUGUUCGCUCUGCAUCAUGGGAAAUUCUGUGGAAGCAGGUACCUGGGUGGGAAAGCAUAGAGGACUCUGAGAGUGACAGGUACCUGUGACAGGGGGACACUCCCCUGCCCCACCCACCCAAGGACCCAGAGUUUGGGGAGUUGGAGCCAGAAUGACCAUGUUUCUCAUUCAGACAACACGGUCACCUGGCCCCUGCACACAGGCAGUCAGGGCCCAUCAUGGGGAGUCACCACUCACUAUGUCACUCACUGCGGUCCCAGCGCCUCAGGUGGCUUACGGAUGGUUUCUGACAUGAAAGCAGAUUCCAUAACAGCCCUACACUGUCACUCUCAGAGUCCUCUAUGCUUUCCCACCUGGGAGCAAGCAGGGAGGACUCCUGGCUGGCUUGAUGGUCAUCCACAUGUCCCAAGUCUCAUUUCCUCCCCUUGCAACCUUGUCAUCUGGGCAUUGCCAUGGGACGGGGGCCAGGUGCAUGUUGCUACUACCUGUUGUCUUGGCAGAGGGCAGUUUGGGGACCACAAGACUCUAGAAGGCAUCCAAGGUCUGGACUCACCUGGAAGGCUCCCGCAGUCUCGCCCACAUUCCCUGCUUCUUAAGCUAGUUUCUCAGUAAGAAGAAUGAGGAGAGAUUCCAAGCGUCAUUCACCACCUCUCUCCUCUGGGCUUCCCCGUAUGACUGUGGACCAAGGAGCAUGCCUGAGUCAGGCUGAGGGGCUUUUGCCAAAGACCGUUGCCACACGGAAUUCUGAGGAAUGCAUGUGCCUGGUCAGAUGCCAUGUUUCUGGCAAAAAACAUCCCCACCAUGCCUCCUUCCAUGCCAUGGAUGCAAGGUCAGGACCAGCAUCUGUGCGUCUGGCUACUGGAUUAUAUUAUCCCACCCAUAGCUGUUCUGUUUGGGAGAAUUCCAUUUAAUCUAAGUGCUGAAAAAACUGAUGGGAUGUUAAAUUGUAUCCUGUUUGACAGUGUCCACUGUGUUUUCAUUCUGUUCCAUCAGGAAUUGCAAAUUCUUCCACUAAUUCAUUCCUCUAAAAUGCCCCCCACCCUACCCCAUCACCACACGCCCUUCCCGGCAAUGUGCUAUCUGGGAGAAACGGGACUGUGUGGGAUUCAUGUCUGGUUCCUCGGGGGCCCCAUGGGAGCUGAUGACCCCAUUCUGAGAUGCUGAAACCAGACCAGACAGAACAGAAGCUCCUGCUUCCCUCCCCGCAAGCCUGGUCUUGAGAGAUGGAAAAAGAACCUUCCUGAAUGAAUCAGUGGUCCAGGGGAAGAGACUGGAAUCCCUGGCACCAUGUCUUACAGGAAAUACAAAUAACAUCUCAUUUAAGCCACUAUUUUUUGGGUCCAUUACUUGCAGCCAAAUAAAAUUCUU
Molecule: messenger RNA, 3843 nt
Organism: Cervus elaphus (red deer)
Lineage: Eukaryota; Metazoa; Chordata; Mammalia; Artiodactyla; Cervidae
Gene: PIRT
Product: phosphoinositide interacting regulator of transient receptor potential channels
Exons: 2
Coding region: 251-658 (135 amino acids)
Biological process (GO): positive regulation of cation channel activity; phosphatidylinositol-mediated signaling
Molecular function (GO): phosphatidylinositol bisphosphate binding; transmembrane transporter binding
Source: RefSeq, a predicted model, not a curated record